CGUGCAGCAUAGUCGUGCAGCAUACUACGGCCAUUCGUUGAGAUCGGUAACAACAGCAAUACCCGGAAACUGACGAUGAGUCUCCAAGACUUUUAUAACGCAGCAGUGGAAGAGCUUGACAUUGAGGCGUACACCUCCUGCGAGUUCACACCCAUGGAAGAAGGGGAACCUUUGGACAACUUCGCAAGUAAUUCUUGUGACAAUUGGAAACCCGAAGAAGAGUGUCUACUCAGACAACUGUUUGAAUUCUUCAAGGAAAAGGGACCAAAAGUGCCUCGGUUCAUAAGUGCUGAACUAAAAAAACACAAAGUAUAUUAUAACUGUAACCAAGUUGAGCAAAAGCUGUUGCAACUUGGGUUUCAGUUAUGUUCAGUGCCAAAUCAGAACAACCACACCUUAAUAAGAGGGCGUAAUUUCACGGAAGUGGAGGACAUCGAAAUUUGCAGGGCGUGGAAAGCGGUCUCAAACGAUGCUUCAAUAGGGACGGAUCAAACGAGAACCUCAUUUUGGGCAAGAAUUCAAACUUACGCUGCGCGUUAUCAGCCAGCAUUGGCAGCAAGAGCACCAGAUGCUCUCCGGCAGCGCUUCGGGUUCCUAAAAAAACAUGUACAGAAGUACUUAGACUGCGAGGUUUUCGCAUUCAGAAACCAAACAAGCGGAACAUCUCGAGAGGACGUCUUGUCAAUAGCGACUCGGAAGUUCAUGAUGCAAAAUAAUUUAAAAGAAUUUAAGUUACAGGGGUGUAUAGACGUAUUGCGUAAUGAACCCAAGUUUUGUACGAGCGUUAUCCCGACAAAAACCAACGGUUUGUAUUCUCAUUCGGUUGAAGGACAUAGGGCCGAAUAG
Uranotaenia lowii is the source of this 846-nucleotide messenger RNA. RefSeq lists its product as uncharacterized. The coding region runs from base 76 to 846 and encodes 256 amino acids. The record is from RefSeq and is a predicted model, not a curated record. The transcript has 4 exons. NCBI's taxonomy places the organism in Eukaryota, Metazoa, Arthropoda, Insecta, Diptera, Culicidae.